CGCAACUUUGCCCCAAUUUAACCAUGUUCGUAUCUAUUACGGUUUCCGCGAUACCAAUGCUUGUACCCCGAAUUUGUAGCACACUGUAUGCCGGAUGCAAAACCUCGGGUAUUUAGCCAAAUUUCAAUAUACAGGGUAUUUGACCAUCUCUGAUGGUAAUCCGCUAUGCUUAUGUCAAUCGCGUCAAAGGAAUGUUCGAUUUAGUCCGGCGACUAGUUUGACGAAUACGUAUACCGAAUCGUUUACUUGUUCAUGGCUAUUUUUCUAUGUUAUAUUCGUCGGCUUAAUCGGAAAAUGUCGUAAGUCCAUAUUUUUUGGAAAAUAACAUUUUUGCGCCAUCUGUUGUGUUAUAACCAUAGCUACCUAUUUAGUAAAUAUCGGAUGUCCAGGAUAAAAUUUAGUGCGCAGAAACCUGUAUCAAAAUUUUGACGUAAGUCCACCCUGCGCAAAAUGUGUUAAGAAAUUGUCGUAAGUCCGUCAGUUUAAUGGCGUACGUGCAUCGUUCAUGAAAAUACUUGUCAAUUUUAGCUUUAUCUGUGUUUUUCUCUUUGAAUUCGGUCUAGAAAGUGUCUAUUAUUACGUAAGUAUAAUGGACAAGUUUAUAUUGGGUCCGAAGCUAAAAAUUCCACCUGUUUCUUCUCGUACCAUGUUGAUGAUGCAACAAGUUUCCGAUUUACCUGAAAUAUUUACUAGCCCUUCAACAGUACAAAAUGAUAACUAUGGGACCGUGUAUGAUAAAAUCAUAGAAAAUGAAAAUAUCGUAAGAACUCAAUCAUGUCAGGAUAUUCUAGAAGCAGAACUCGAGCCAACAACAUCAAAUUCUGCCAAAGGAAAUGGAAUUCUCGGAAAAGAUAAUUCUGGUAUUGACGAGAUUAACACACAAGUUUCAAGGCAACAGGAUCCUGACUAGAUCCAAGAAAGUGAAGAUAGUGAUACAACCGAAGAAGAUGAUAACCUAACUAGUACUGUGACAGAACAAGACGAUACAGAAGAGGAAAGUACAGAAGAAGAACGUUCCAUUUCCAGUAAUAAAAGAAAGAGGCGAAAAAGACGCGAUGUAGACAGGAUAUUUGGAGAGAAAAUAUUAACAAAAAAAUGAGAGAAGAAGGUAAAGAAUACACUGGUAAAAAUAAAACCCACAACGGCUGCAAUUACAAUAUUAAAAGAGAACGAAGAGUAUUAGGUCCACGAUGUGAUUGCAAGAUUUCCACAAAUAAUACUUCAAUACAAUGUUCUAAAUUAACUGAUCAAGACAGAGACCAUAUCUUCAACUAUUUUUGGGAUACUUUAGACUGGAAUCAGAGAAAGAUUUACAUCGACAUGCUAGUAAAAAUAUCAACAACAAAGCGUCAAAGGAAUAGAAAAUUGGAAAACCAGUCAAGAAGCGAUUCAGUGGAAACCAAAAAGAAAAUUAAUGUCCAAAAAUUUCCGUCCAAUUACUCUUAACUCUUUUACUCCCGUUUUUUACAAAAACAGCAAACUUCUGGUUGAAGAAUUUGGAGAUAUGAAAAACGAAGAUAUUUUUGAUGUUUGCAUUGGUUACACGCUCCGUGCAUUUAUAGAAACAAUGGGACAUAAGAAUCACCAUUUCCAGCCAGGAGAAACUUCCAAGAUAGCUAAGUGCAUAGAUCUAGGCCAAAGAAUAGCUGGGGAUAAUAUCGUAAAAUACACUUCGGGAUACCUUCUCUUUUUCUGGAUCUGGACAGAUAUUAUGGACCUCAUAAAACUGAUUAAAAGUGUAAUGGCUUUCAAAACUUUACUUCGACAGAUAUUUGGUGAGAGAGAAAAAGAAAUUAGGGAAAAUUCGCCGACAUCGAAUAUACUAUUAGAUUCGUUAAUACAGGCUGAUAGAAAAGUAUAUACUAAAUAUGCUGCUUAUACCGAUUUCGUUACCUUUGCUUUUGCCGCGGUUGAUACUAGUGGCAAUACUUUAGCAUUCCUACUGACUCUCUUGGGCAUGCAUCCCGACAUUCAGGAUAAAGUUUACAAGGAGAUUUUGGAGGAAAUAGGCUUGGAUCGUGCAAUAGAAGUACAAGAUUUACCUAAAUUAAAAUAUGUAGAAAGGGUCAUUUUUGAAACACUCCGAUUAUUCCCCAUCGCUCCAGUAAUAGGAAGAUAUACUACGAAGGAUGUAAUAUGUGGAACACAAACAAUCCCAAAAGGAGUUAAUAUAAUGAUAAGCAUAUUAGACGUUCAUCGUAAUGAACGAUACUGGACCGAUCCACUAAAAUUUGACCCUGAUCGAUUUCUACCAGAAGAAAUUGCAAAAAGACCAUCUAGCUACUAUAUACCAUUUUCUACAGGACCCCGGAAUUGUAUCGGAAAAACUUACGCAUUGCUGAGUUUGAAAGUUGUUGUCGCUACUGUGGUUCGUCAUUACAGAAUGUCUUCGAACUACAAAUCGGUCGAAGAAAUGGAUUUACGAUCACUUUUUACGAUGAGGACUACACAUAACUUAGACUGUCAAUUAACACCAAGAUGAAAAUAAUGAAUCUUAUUACCUACAUGCAGUAGAAGUUUUUGUAAUGAUAUAUCAAGGAUGUUACUGAUUGCAAGCAAAGAGGAUUUUUU
Messenger RNA from Sitophilus oryzae (rice weevil), 2571 nucleotides. Its product is annotated as cytochrome P450 4C1-like. Gene Ontology annotation, molecular function: iron ion binding; heme binding; monooxygenase activity. NCBI's taxonomy places the organism in Eukaryota, Metazoa, Arthropoda, Insecta, Coleoptera, Curculionidae. The coding region runs from base 1415 to 2482 and encodes 355 amino acids. The record is from RefSeq and is a predicted model, not a curated record. The transcript has 10 exons.